AUGAACGAAACGGAGACCUCGACUCCAAUAUUGCGAAUCCUCGUGACGGGUCGAGUCGGCGCAGACAAAACUGCAUUGCUUCGCAAAGUUUGUGGGUCUUCAUACCAGGUAAUAUCAGGAGAGAAUGAUAUCGAACGAGAAAUACAACCACCUGAUCAAAGAUAUGUCUACCACGACUCUCCUGGGUCUGAUACGACAAGUGACCCCGAUCUCUGGUCGAUGAAAGCAUUUGUUGAUCGGCGGGCGCAAACGAACGCUCUCUCCCAGAGACUUCACGCAAUCUGGUACUGUAUACGAACCGAUACUAAUGUGUCCGUGGCACGAAGUGAUCAAUACGUUUUCAACGAAGGGAUCGCUGGGGAUGUCCCGAUCAUUAUCGUUUUCACCAAGUACCUUGGCCUCGUAGCAAGGGCAUAUGGAGAGCUGCGCAAAACAUUCCAAGCUGAACGAGUAGAAUCGAAAGAAAAGCUACUCGGCAGAGCUGCGGAGCUUCUCCAGUCAAGGUAUAUACAGCCAUUACAGGCAAUGCGACAUCCUCCGCGCCACUUUGUUCGUAUCGGUGACAUGUCUUUCUCACUCGUCGAUAUCCUGUCACUUACGACCCCGCCAGACCUCCUCGAUGAACAAACGACCUGUGACGAACUUCUGCAAAUAACGCAAGAAAUGUUAGCGGGCGACGCACUCAAGCCGAUCAUUCUAGCUGUUCAACAAAAGAACUUAGACUCUUGUAUCGCCGCAGCCAUUCGAGAUUGUCUCGACUCAGAAGUUAGUCAAAAUCUCACAACGCUACCUUCCACCAUUUUGCCGCAUUUUCCUCAUGUCUGGAGGGUCAGUAUUUCGGAUGAGGAACCAAUCGACCGCCAACGAGAACCUGUACAGCCACAGGAUAGCUUGCUGGUUCGUUGUAAUUGGGCCGCUGUCCAUGGAAUAACUCAGAAUCAGGUCAAAAAUAUCCGCAAAUGCGCCUCCACACUCUCAGAUCUGAAUCCCUUCCCGGAUCUCCGUGCGCAUGCCAAACGAGCCGAGAUAAUUGCAGCAAUCUGCAUUUGCGUUGAAGAGACUUUUAUGGACCAAUCCAAUUCGAGUCCAGCAGUCGACUUCCCCGCGGCAUUUCGUACAGCAGCGGAAGCCUACUUUUCUCCCAACUCUUCUAUCCGGGUUUCCGUGACCAGAAAGAUCGCCAAGUUAUCGCCUCAGGAUUAUCGCGAGGCUUCAACGACGGAUACCGAGACCGCUCACCCAUCCCCAACGCGGAAGGCAGCCACGAAGCUCGUAGAAAUGAUAACGGCGCACCGGCUACGACUGCCGGUGAUUUCGCCUCCGAGUCGGACUUCUCCGGGGUGA
Mycena indigotica is the source of this 1344-nucleotide messenger RNA. RefSeq lists its product as uncharacterized. The record is from RefSeq and is a predicted model, not a curated record. The transcript is spliced from 16 exons. The coding region runs from base 1 to 1344 and encodes 447 amino acids. NCBI's taxonomy places the organism in Eukaryota, Fungi, Basidiomycota, Agaricomycetes, Agaricales, Mycenaceae.